Messenger RNA from Amblyraja radiata (thorny skate), 3222 nucleotides. It is a transcript of the gene shcbp1, whose product is annotated as SHC SH2-domain binding protein 1. The coding region runs from base 56 to 2179 and encodes 707 amino acids. The record is from RefSeq and is a predicted model, not a curated record. The transcript is spliced from 15 exons. Gene Ontology annotation, biological process: fibroblast growth factor receptor signaling pathway. NCBI's taxonomy places the organism in Eukaryota, Metazoa, Chordata, Chondrichthyes, Rajiformes, Rajidae.
GGGGGGAUAACAGCGCGCGCCACAGGAGCGCGUGUCAGGGGGACAGUGCGCGGCCAUGUCCGAGCGGCUGGAGGAGGAAGCGGCCGCCCCGUCCGGGGAAGAAGCGGAGAGUCGAGCGGAGUGUGUGGACCUGGGCGGCGAAGAGCAGGCGGUGGAAGCUGCGGGAGUUGACUGUGAUGAUCCUGAUGAGUCUAAUGGAUCUAUUGAUCAAGUAUCCACACGUCUUUUUCAAGGUCAAAAGGAAAGUCUUGUCAAUUGUGACAGUUCUAAUAAAGGCAUAACUUUGAAAAGAAUUCUCAAUGGGAGAAGGUCGAGUUUUCCGGAAGUUGUUGAGACAACCCAACUGUCAUACUAUGAAAGAUAUAAGGCUUACCAGGACUACAUCUUGGGUGAUACAAAGCCAUCAGAAGUACAGGAUUUCAUAGCAGAAUAUUUGGAGAAAGUUCUCGAACCAUAUGGAUGGCAAGCAAUCUGGUCCAAUGAUAUGUUUGAGGUGCUUGUUGAGGUGACUGAUUUGGAGACUUCAAACCUCAGAGCAGUGGUGAAACUAACAGAACCAUUCCGUUAUGAGUCUGAAACAUAUUCUCUGAACAUGGAAGGAAUGGAAAGUUUCCUUGAAGCAAAAAAUCACCAAGUCCCUCUACAAGAACUCUACGUGGCUUUUGAUGAAUCAGGAGAAUUCGAACAAACGGCCCUCGCUAUUGAGCAUCUCAGAUUUUUCUUCCAACAUAUUUGGAGAAUCUGGGAUGAAGAUGACGAUGAUGAUGAUUUUGAUUACUUUCUCAGAUGUUGUGAACCAAGAUUAAAGCUGUAUUAUGAUAUUCUUGAGGAUCGCGUUCCUGUUGAUCUCAUCGCUGAAUAUAAUCAGUUGCUGUCUAAGUCUGAGGAGACGUACAAAGAAUUUAUAAAAGUGAGAAAUGAUAUCUCUGCUAGUGAUUCUGAAUCUGAAUUGAACAAUGUUUCUAUGGUGGAAGGUGUUAAACUUUGCGAAGAGCUGGACAAGCUAAAAUAUAAACUUCGAAUAAUGGAGUCUCCACUUUACAGGUAUGUGCUACGCCAAGAUGGCUAUGGAUUGCCAGGAAAGCAGGCCAAAGGAACUCGUCCAUCAGGUGAAAAAAUCAUUCAUGUUGUUUCAAGCUCCAUGACUAUUACUCUACUGAAGUCUUUGUUGAAGGAGAAACUAAACCCAGACUCUUUUAUUCAGGAACAAGCAAUGGAGUUUCAUAGCGACCCACUUGCAGCAAUAAAUGCAUGUUAUGAAGGAGAUAUUGUUAUUAUCUGUCCUGGUCGUUACAGCGUGAAUGGCUAUUUCACAAUUGCUGAUUCUAUUCAAGUAGAAGGGUAUGGACUUCCUGAUGACAUUGUUCUAGUGAAAGAAGGCAAAGGAGAUGCCUUUGUUGAUUGCACAGCAAGUUGUGUCAAAAUAUCCAAUUUGAAAAUUAUUCAGCACGAUGCUACAGAAGGUAUUUUAUGUGUCCGUAAAGGCCGAACUAUUCUUGAAGGCUGUGUAUUACAAUGUGAUUCUACAGGGGUUGUGUUGAGAACCUCAGCACAACUGCAUAUGAAAAACUGUGACGUAUAUGGAGCAAAGGGGGCAGGCAUUGAAAUUUAUCCCAGCAGUAUAUGUGAGCUGUUUGGCAAUGAUAUACAUCACUGCAAGGAGGGAAUACUUAUUAAGAAUUUCAUGGAAGAACUAUACGAGGUGCCAAAAAUUACAAUGAUGAACAAUCUUAUACAUAAUCACGAAGACUAUGGUAUUACAAUGUCUAAAUUUGCAAUAAACUUCACAAAAAAGAAACCAUUUUUUGUACUGCAUCAUACAAGUGACGUGGGGCCAACGACAAAUUUACAAUGUGAUUUAAAUGAACAAAAUUUGGAGUUAGAUUCUGGCAGUUGCGUUUCGCAGCAAGUACCAGAUUUAUUAAUCGAGGAGUGUGAUCCUGCUGCGAGUGAAGAAAUAGUGGUCUUCAACCCCCUCAACACGGCUGAAUGUGAUGAGGCAAUUACUAAUGAACUCAUUUCCACUUCUGCAACAAAGAGGGAACAGACCAGAAGUAGAUUGAAUGAAACCAUAGACAGUGAGAUGGAUAAUGUCAUGCCACAAGAAAUAUUCCCAUCAAUUGUAGGUAAUCAUUUUAAGAAAAAUGGCAAAGGAAGUUUUGGAAUUGUAUACUGUUAAUUUCCUAUCCUAUAUAUGAAAUAUAUUUGUACAGACAUUGUACAGCUGCUUUUAAAAAUGUGUAUUUCUAAAAUCGCACUCACAAUUCCCAGCAAAUGAAAAAGUGCUUCCAUUCUCGAUAGUCCUGGAGUCCAAGAGCUGUCUUGGCGGUAAAUAUUUAUCGGCAGAUGUAUAAUUAGUUUAGCCAUGAACCUAUCUGUUCAAUUAAAAAUGCUUGCAGCCCACAGUUCUUCACAAAAUGGCACUUCUUGUCACAGGUCAUUUAGCUGUGUAAAAUGUAAUUUCUAUAAAGAUUACAAGGGGUUAAUCUCAGAAUUUAUGACAUGUCAUUGCUGUAAACAUUAAGCCCCAAAAUGUAUAGCACUUGGCAGACAGCUUCUUUGCUCAAAAGCUCCAACGUGCCUAAAGAGCCAACAGUUAAGCGGUUAUUUUAUAUCCGCACUUCCUUUCUAUAUUUUUAAUUUUUGGAGGAAAAAACACAAUGCUGGAGGAUGUUUGUUAGUCAGGCAGCUUCUGUGGAGGCAGAGGGUUGGUUGUCAUUCUGGGUCAAGAACCCUGCCUUAAUCCUGAUGUAGGAAAACUAUUUGAUACGCCGGCCAUCCCCCUCCCCCCCCCCCUGCUUUGCAAAUGUUGCCUGACCUGCUGAGUUCCCGCAGUAGCUUGCCAUAUGCUCCAGAUUACAGCCUCUAUAGGCUCUUGGGACUUCAUUAAUUUUUAAUGUGUUUAUUUAAAACUGCAUUCAUUUAGCUAUAUUCCAUCUGCCCUGAUGUGGUUCGGGGCCGAUGUUUUGAGAAUAGUUUAUCACAUAACCGACAUAUCCCAUUUGUGGCUGGAAGUAGUUCCUGUCAAUUUAUUUUUAUUUAUCCUCAUUGCACAAUUAUCCUAUAUUUAUAUUUGCAUGCAUGAAUUUAUAUUUGUAUUGAAGGAAGGAAGAUUCCACAUAACCUCGGGUGAAAUCAUGUAAUUUUGCAUUAACAUUAAAUUGAUUCCUUGUCACACUUAUGUGGUACAUAAAGUUGAAAUAAACAUGAAAGUACAUAUUC